UUCAAGUUCAGCGCGUCGGUGCACUGACGCACGAGCACCAUUACACAGCUCGCAAGCCCGUGUCCGUCAAAACGAUAUGGGCGCCGCCUGACUGCUCAAUCGCCUGCCCGCUCCCUUCCCUGCCCACCCCGGAACCGCUGUCGCGCCCAGUGCCCCCGCUGCCCACCGCCUGGUCGUGGGAUAGCAUCCGCACGCGUCUACCCCGCCAGCACGCGCGAUCUACGACGCCCGCCCCGUUCCUGCCAGCACCAUGGACGCCGUCCCGGGCGCGAGGCUGGCAGUUCCACAUGACCACGACCGGCCGAGUCAUAGACGAAACAAGUCCGCCACGACGAUCAAGUCCUUCUUGACCGGAAGGGGCCACAAGCGCUCGCCUUCCGACGGCACCACCCUGACCGUCGCGACCCCGAACGAGAAUGCAAGGCCCAGAAGCUCCCAGGCCGUCAUGGGCGCGAUGCCCUUGCUGCCCCCCGACCAUCCGCAUGGCCAGCGUGUCCUCGGCGAACUCUACAACCAGAUGAGCAACGCGCCCGCGUCGCCCAAGAAGUCGGACGAGAACCGCGAGAGCAAGCGCAAGUCGGUCCACAAGAAGACGCUCAGCGCCGUGUCGUUGAGGUCGCUCGCUAGGGGCCAGGACAAGCCAAAGGAGGAAAAGGAAAAGGAGGUCGGAAAGGAGGGGAAGCGCGAGGAGCGGCGCGAGGAGAAGCGUAUGUCGCGCGAUAUCAAGAAGACCAAGUCGUCGACAAGUCUGUCGGCAGUCUUCGCAAAGGCCAAGCAGAGGAAGGAGAACAACCAUCCGUCCAAGGACAAGGAAAACACGACGCCGCCGCACUCUGCUGUAUCCGCCACGAACGCCCCGAUAUGGGCAGAGUUCUCCACGCAAAGACCGGCCGAUUAUCAGGAGACGACUUCCCCGGCCGCCAUCCCACCCCGCGACCGACAGGAUGUUGACAAUGACAUCGCCCUUUACACUCCGACCGAAUAUACCCCCUCCAAGCAGCGCAACUUUUACGAUUUCGAAAGGCCAACUCUCCAAAUUAGCCGACAAACCUCCGGUGGCAAUCCGCGGCCAAGUUCCAUGUUCUCGCCAAAGUCUGGUUCCUCGACGUCCUUCUUAGAUACCCUUUCGAGAAAGAUUAGCGAUGAGCGCAAACAAGCAUUUAGUGGUAAGGCGCAAAACUUCAUGGAAAACUGGAAAAUGAAAGGAGACCAAUCUAGCCGGCCAUCAAACGAUUCCAUUCCUCGGCGUAGCAACUCCGACAAGCGCAAAUAUAGCGAGGAAAAGAGGUACAUGGAGGCGGCUAUCGCCUCAAAACGAGGAUCUCGGGUCAUGGCGGCUGUUGCGGCGAUUAACGGGCGGGCUCCGGAUGGAAAGGAGAUAGAAGCACCUUUGGACCAGGAGAAGAUUGACGCUGAGUUCGAGGCUGUGCUGGAUUCCAGGAACAUUCCGGAAAAUCUUCGCGAGAAAAUGCGCAGUCUGAACACACGCGUCAAGGCAGAUUUCAUCAGUAAAAAUAAGAUCGACGAGCCUCAACCACCUUUCCUACCGCCAAAACCAGCCUUUUGGGACGAAAGCAGACCAGCGGGUCGCCGCACAACGUCUGACAACAGCAAUGAACGUAUCAUCGACGACGACGAGGAUCUUCCUGGCACCAAACGCAGACCUCGGAGCAAGACGUUCACCUUCAGCAGGGCAGAUAAAGGUGAAAAGGGCGAAAAAGCCGAGAAGCAAAAGCCGGACACUGGGGGAACGCUGGACAGAUCGAGCUACGAUACAGUCAAGUCUGCCUCCUCCAAAUCGCUGGCGAGUUCAGCAGGCCCUUCGUUUUUCAGCAGAGCCCCCAAAGCCGCUGUUCCGGAAGAAUUUGUUGCGUAUCUAAGGCAGGUACAAAAGCCCGAAGAAGUCGAGGUUGGCAAAAUCCACAAGCUCCGGUUGCUGCUGAGGAAUGAGACAGUCGCUUGGGUCGAUUCCUUCAUUCGCCAAGGCGGCAUGAUGGAGAUAGUGGGCCUGUUGCACCGCAUUAUGCAGAUCGAAUGGCGUGAGGAACACGAGGACACUUUACUUCACGAAUCGCUGCUCUGCCUGAAAGGCUUGUGCACUACCGACCUCGCCUUGCAGAAAUUAUGUGAAAUCGAGUCGACUUUGUUCCCAGCAUUGUUAGCUAUGCUGUUCGACGAGGAGCACAAGGGACCCAGCGAGUUCACCACGCGGGGUCUCAUCAUGAGUCUUCUCUUCGCCCAUCUCUCUUCCGCUGCACCGCCUGAGCUGCCUGACCGCGCGCGAACCAUCCUGAACUACCUUAAGGAUCCUCAGAAGCCCGAGCAGGCACGCCCAGUCCCCUUCAUCCUUGAGAUGUACGAGUCGCGUCCCUACCGCGUAUGGCACCGCGAAAUAUCAAACGUGACGAAAGAAGUCUUCUGGAUCUUUUUGCACCAUCUGAACAUCAUUCCUCUCUUGCCCCAAACCUCGGGCGAUGGCGAGAAUGGUACGCAAGGCCUCAGCUACGCCCAGCAGAACUUCCCGCAACCGCGUCCGCCAGUCCCCGCAGCGCCCUACGUUGGCGGUGUCGAAUGGGAUGCUACCAACUACAUUGCCACCCACCUGGAUCUGCUCAAUGGACUCAUUGCAUCCCUUCCCACUGUCGGAGAACGCAACACACUACGCGCCGAAUUACGCGCGUCGAAAUUCGAAAUCACCAUGGGUGGUGCGCUGCGCACUUGCAAGGAGAAGUUUUACGGUGCUGUGCAUGACGGUCUGCGGACCUGGGUCAAGGCUGCUGCGGCAGAUGGUUGGGAGGUCAAGGACGUCAGGUUGGGACCAAAAGAGGAGCCCAAGGUACCAAGGAGCCCGAGCCCCAAGAAGAAGGAGCAACCGCCGCCAAAGAUCGAGACGCCAAAGAUUGAGCUGCCAAGUCUGAAUCUCGGUGUCGACCUGGACAAUAGAUUGGGUGAGGUCAAGGGAGAGGCAGGAGACGACUAUUGGCUUUAAUGCAUUCAGCUGCUGCGGACGCCUACGGGCUAGGGCAAGGCCGGUGUUGGGUUACCUGGGCUGCGACUGCGAAGUUUCGCAUUGCGGCUGGUGUUGGAUAAAACGGGUUGUGAUAGGCAUUUCUUUCGGCGCUUUUGGUCUCCGGGGCUCCCUUUUCUCAUUGGUCUUUGAGUGACCUUGCUUUUCUCUUUUCAGCUGACGAAGCUUACGAACUAUGACACUCACGAACAGGCCCGACAACCGCAUGCCAAAGACGUUGCGAGCGGCUGUUUCUUAGCAAGUUGGUUUGAUGUGGACGCUGAUUGUUUGUCGCUAACACCUUUAUUCGUUUUCUUCUGUAGUCUACUAUCGUCAUGGGAGGAAUGCUUUAUAGUGGGAUGGGGUAGGUACUACUUGACAUUGGGACAGGAAUGGAUGGUGGAGUGUAAUUAGGCGUAGAUAUACUUAUGACCAGCGACAUGAUCAUUUCUAUGCAU
Molecule: messenger RNA, 3465 nt
Organism: Aplosporella prunicola CBS 121167
Lineage: Eukaryota; Fungi; Ascomycota; Dothideomycetes; Botryosphaeriales; Aplosporellaceae
Exons: 4
Coding region: 251-2989 (912 amino acids)
Biological process (GO): actin cytoskeleton organization
Molecular function (GO): actin binding; small GTPase binding
Source: RefSeq, a predicted model, not a curated record